Gloeophyllum trabeum ATCC 11539 is the source of this 1653-nucleotide messenger RNA. RefSeq lists its product as uncharacterized. The record is from RefSeq and is a predicted model, not a curated record. The annotation marks the transcript as partial. Gene Ontology annotation, cellular component: mitochondrial inner membrane. Lineage: Eukaryota; Fungi; Basidiomycota; Agaricomycetes; Gloeophyllales; Gloeophyllaceae. Gene Ontology annotation, biological process: intracellular monoatomic cation homeostasis. The transcript has 8 exons. Gene Ontology annotation, molecular function: calcium ion binding; ribosome binding.
CCAGGUUCGAGUCCCGACCCAAAACCCAGUCCACCAGCACCAAAAGACACAACUACGAAAGAGCCUGUGCUGACCAGAGUGUGGAAGAAGGUCAAGCAUGAAGCGCAACACUAUUGGCAUGGCUCCAAGCUCUUGGUGUCGGAACUUAGACGUACCACCUCAGACCUGCUGCGGUUGAUCCCUUUCGCGGUCUUCGUGAUUGUCCCGUUCAUGGAAUUCCUGCUACCCGUUGCACUCAAGCUGUUCCCCAACAUGCUCCCGUCCACCUUCGAAGAUAAAUUCGCGGCAGAAGAAAAACAACGCAAAUUGCUGCGUGUCCGGUUAGAAAUGGCUAAAUUCCUCCAAGAAACGCUCCGAGAAUCCGGUCUGAAAGCGAACGCGCACAUCGUCGGCUCAGACGCAUUCAAGGAGUUCUUCCGCAAGGUACGGUCAACAGGCGAAUCCCCCUCCACCCAGGACAUCAUCAACGUCGCGCGGCUCUUCGACGAUGACCUCACGCUGGACAACCUCUCUCGCCCGCAGCUCGUCUCUAUGUGCCGCUACAUGGGCAUCAACGCCUUCGGCACGGACAACUUCCUGCGUGGCGCGAUCCGCUCGCGGUUACUACAGAUUCGGCGCGACGACCAGGCUAUCGACAGGGAGGGCGUGAAGGAGCUAUCGAUCCCCGAGCUGCAGGCGGCGUGCCAGGCGAGGGGGAUUAGGACGUAUGGUGUCAGUCCGGGGCGGCUGAGGGACGAGUUGGCGGCGUGGAUUCAGCUGCAUUUGCAUAAUCGCGUGUCGGGCGUGCUACUUAUCCUGGGACGGGCGUUUAAUUUUGAUCGGAUGCCUGGUGAGGACGAGGAUGGGAAGACUGCGAUCAUUCAGAGCUUGCAGGCUGUGCUUAGCGGCUUGCCUGACACCCUGCUGAACGAAGCUGAGCUUGAAGUCGACUCGGACAAGGCCAGCUACAAGCAGAAGCUCGAGGUACUGCAACAACAGGAGGAGCUCAUCGAGGACGAAGAGGAGCAGGAGCAAAAGGAGGACGCCGCUCGUCGCGCGAAGAGGGAGGCAGACGAGCGGUCCAAGCGGGAGGAGGAAGCUCGUCUGGCUCAAUCUUUGUUGCCUGACACCGAGCUGCAACCGGAGAAACCUGUCGAGGAAGCUCGCAUGACGACUGAGCAGUUGAAGGAGCUGGGCGAGGCGCUCCAGUUGCUCUCGGCUAAGUCUAGCGUCCUCAAAGAACGCGACGAACUCCGGGCUCUAAUGGAAGAGAAUCUCCAAGCCGAAGAGGACCCCAAGUCUCCAUCCGGCGCGCUGACGAAGCGCAUCCGCACGAUGCUCACCAAGAUCGACAAGCAGCUGCAGGAGUACGACGAGCGCGUGGGCAGCUCGCUGCAGAUGAUCUCGUGCGACCCGCAGGGCCGGAUCUCCGUGCAGGACCUCGAGAAGGCGUUGGCUGUCAUCAAGCACCGGCCGGACGAGGAGGUCGGGCAGGCAGUGAUCCAGAAGCUGGACGUGGACAAGGACGGGUAUGUCGAGCUGGAGCAUGUGCUGGGGUUGGUUAGGCAGGAGGGGUUGGGGACGGUCAUUGACGAUGAGGCGCAGUCGAUCAUUGGGCAGGGGAGGGAGCUUAAGAACAGCAAGCCCCGGAAAGAAGAUAUUGUUCAAGAGUAA